AUGCAAAACUGCGAUCCGGUUGACGGUAGGCCUACGCUGUCGCUGCCAGCUCAUGCCAUUCAAGACGGUACCAUCUACUACAUUCCCAACUGGAUUUCAGUCGAAGAAGAGCCCAGCGUCCUCGAUCAAGUGCAUGCAGCGGCGCCGUCCGCGUGGGUACAGCUCAAGUACCGGCGUUUGCAGGUCUGGGGUGGCAGCGUCACAACGACAUACGAGCCGGAGCCACUGCCUCGCUGGCUGCAGGCGCUGUCGAGUGGCCUCGCCCCUGAUGACGGCGUCUUGCCGCACGAAGACGGCCCGAUGUACUACCCGCUCGUAGCCAUUCUGAGUGCAGGCGCUUCUGGGCGCAUGACAUUCCAGCACCAUCGUGAGACGACGCCAAGCGAUGUCCCGGUUCAUUUGACGCUCGACCGACGCAGCCUCUUGGUCUUCACGGGCGAGGCCUACACCAAGUACCUCCACAGCAUCGACAACGUCGAUGACGAGCACGGCGUCAACCAUCGCAUCUCGCUCACGACUCGCCACGUCCAUCCACCGUCUACGGCGUGCUGA
Molecule: messenger RNA, 552 nt
Organism: Saprolegnia diclina VS20
Lineage: Eukaryota; Oomycota; Saprolegniomycetes; Saprolegniales; Saprolegniaceae
Exons: 2
Coding region: 1-552 (183 amino acids)
Source: RefSeq, a predicted model, not a curated record